GGCGGGCAACGGUGAAAACUGUACACACUCAAGUGAAGGUCCAUGCAUCGGCGAAAACUGUACAAAUCCUCCAACCACCCCACUUCAGACAACGGAAACAUCUGAAACAAUAGGAUCAUCGAGUUUACCCCCGUCCAGUGAACCACCAGAUGUUGAUGUCUGUGAAAGUGACCAGUGUAUGAAGUUGAAGGCGGCAAGAACAAUAAAAGUCAAAAUGGAUUUGAAUGUGGACCCAUGCGAAGACUUCUAUCGGUAUUCAUGCGGUGGAUGGUUGGACAACGUACAAGUUCCUGAUGAUUCUUUCAUGAUUGGUUCCUUCUCGACUAUUGAUAGAGACUCUACAUCCAAACUUAAGGAUAUGCUUAGCAACGAAACCCGUGCAAGCGACCCACUCUAUGAAGCAGUACCGAAGACCUUCUACGCUGCCUGUGUGAAUACAGAUCUAAUUGACGAAAGGGGAGCUAAGCCUUUUCUAGAUCUAAUCAGCACAGUCGGUGGUUUCCCUGUUAUAAAUAGCUUGUGGAGUGAAAGUGAUUUUAACAUGGAAGACCUAGUCAUUAAAUUACACGAAUUAGGUUUGACGCCCUUCAUGAGUUUGUAUGUGGAUGCAGACAAAGGCCAAAAGAAAACGUUCAUACUUGAUUUCCCAUACUAUGUUGUGAGUGACAGAAACGAGUCCAGUAACCGAGAAUUCGUCAUGGAAGCGCUGCGUCUUCUUGGUGCAAAUGAAGAUGUUUUAAAUAGAGAUUUUGAAGAGAUGAAUGCAGUCAAGCUCGCAGUUCUCCAGGCGCUGUAUAACUCAUCAGCUACGGUUGCUUACCCGAUUUCCAUCGAUCAACUACAAGAGAAAUACAAAUGGGUAGAAGAUAUAUUUUCCACAUUGCAUUUCUAA
Messenger RNA from Physella acuta, 892 nucleotides. Its product is annotated as neprilysin-1-like. Gene Ontology annotation, molecular function: metalloendopeptidase activity. Gene Ontology annotation, biological process: protein processing. Gene Ontology annotation, cellular component: plasma membrane. NCBI's taxonomy places the organism in Eukaryota, Metazoa, Mollusca, Gastropoda, Physidae. The record is from RefSeq and is a predicted model, not a curated record.